AUGGCGGACGAUGGAUUACGCAAAGAUGUUGGGGAUGAGACGCUAGACUCCGAUGUGCUGCCGAAGGCGAAAAGUGGGAAUACUUUUAGUCCUGAGUUGGAGGUUGAGGGGGGACAGAGGGGGGAUGAUGCGGAGGUUGAGAGGGUUGAGAGGGUUUAUAAGAAGAUUGAUCGUAGGAUUAUUCCAGCUUUCUGGAUUCUCUAUUUCCUCUGCUCAGCCAUUCGUUCCAAUGUCGGUCUGGCUCAGACUAUGAAUUCCUCUUCUGGUCACUCCCUCUCGCAAGUCCUGCAUCUCACAGCAAAGCAAACUUCAACAGCACUCGCCCUGUUCUACGUCGCCUAUGUCAUCUUCGAUUGCCCUUCGAACCUCAUCAUGACCCGACUUAGCCCACGUGUAUGGAUGUCUCGAAUCGUCAUCGCCGUUGGAAUCAUCGGGGCUUGCUUCGCGGCCGUCAAGGCUGCUUGGAGUCUUCUUCUUCUCCGAUUCCUUCUGGGCGUAGUGAUUGCUGGCAUGUGGCCUGGCAUGGCGUACUACCUGACCUUGUUCUACCCCCCUUCACGCACCGGCAAGCGAAUCGGGAUGUAUUUCACCGCAGCCCAGGUUUCUGCUGCUGUGGUCGGCCUCGUCUCGGCCGGGUUUCAGAAGAUGGAUGGAUUAGGUGGACUCGUGGGUUUCCAGUGGAUGUUUCUACUUUAUGGACUUUGUGCAAUCAUCCUAGGGUUUGUUCUGUUGUGGUGGCUGCCAGACCGUCCAUUGCCGCCUGGACAAACACGGCCUAAAUCUGGACUCUCGCGAUGGCUGCCUUCUACCCCACCUGUUCUCACAGGCGAAGAUGCUGAAAUUCAUUAUCGUGAUCUAACCAGAGUUUAUCACCCAAGAAGGUGGACUUUGAAAGAUCUAGGCAUGGUGCUGAUUGAUUGGCGACUAUGGCCGUUAGUCAUGAUGUACUUUGGAGUUGUAGGGGUUGGUAUUGGCACCCAACUCUAUGGAACCGUAAUCAUAUCUGGGAUCGAUUCAAGCUUUUCAGGCAUCACUCUGAGUUUGUUAUUUGCUCCAAUCUGGGUGAUGGACCUUAUUGCAAUCCUCCUAGUAACCCCAAUAUCUGAUCGCUUCCACCACUAUCGAGCAGCCUUCUUCUCCGCAGCCGUGUGCAUUCAAAUCGCCGGUCUUCUUACCACUACUUUCGCACCACGAGGACAGCCAUGGGCUCGCUACGGUGGUCUCCUUAUGGUAGGCUUCGGUCUUGGUCCCACCGUUCCAAUCUGCAUGACUUGGACCAACGAGAUCUUCCAACGCAGACACGGCGAGGUUGGUGUCGCGGCCGCUAGUGCUCUUGUGAGUGGCCUCGGGAAUUUAGGCAGUGUCAUGACUACGUAUGCGUUGUACACUGGCUGGCCUGAGGAUGCGAAGAAAGGACCACAUCAAUACCGCAAGAGUAAUCUCGUCAUGAUCGGUAUACUAUGUCUGAGUAUCCUAAGCAGCUUCGCAAUGACUCUCUUGUUGAAGAUUGUGGGUAACCCGCCCAGUGGGAAGAUCACCACCGACGACAGCUCCGAGGACUUUCAAGAUGGCGCCGCAAGACGAGAAGGUGUCCAGAGAGGCUUUGGCAGGAUGUGGUGGAGUCGAUAG
Messenger RNA from Glarea lozoyensis ATCC 20868, 1629 nucleotides. RefSeq names its product MFS general substrate transporter. Gene Ontology annotation, cellular component: membrane. Gene Ontology annotation, biological process: biotin import across plasma membrane. The transcript has 5 exons. Gene Ontology annotation, molecular function: biotin transmembrane transporter activity; dethiobiotin transmembrane transporter activity; solute:proton symporter activity. The record is from RefSeq and is a predicted model, not a curated record. The coding region runs from base 1 to 1629 and encodes 542 amino acids. Lineage: Eukaryota; Fungi; Ascomycota; Leotiomycetes; Helotiales; Helotiaceae.